UUUUUGAGUCAGGAUUUUAAUGCGUCAUAGUUAUAUAGAUAUAAUUCAUUUCUGUAACAGCACGAUAUCAUAAAAUUGAAAUUUAAGUUAAUAAAUUAAAAUGUUAAUCGAUAGUUCGUAUACAUAUUUAAUAUUGAAUGUAGAAUUAUAAGAGGCAGAAAGACUUAAGAAAGUCACCACGUGUUUACUUCAUGGUCAUUUAAAUAUCAUUCUACUUUUCCCACCAAAGAUGCUGAGGGUGCGUGGUGUUAUUGUAUUCUUUUAGAAUGUUCUUUUAAGCACGUUGGAACCAAUGGAACCAAUCAGCAUUCGAAUUUUUUAGAUAGGAAGGGGUAGGAAGAAUUUCGCGCGCAGAAAAAAAUGAACAGAGGUUUAGUUCAGUCUUGUAACGGCGAUCGUAUUGAGUAGUUGUUGUAAUCAGUAUUCAUAUAUUUUUACAUAAAUACAAGUGAAGUUUUGCCCAACGUGUAAAUAAUUGAAUAGUUGCUACAAUAUUAUUGUGAAGGAAAAAGAAAAAUAAAGAGAGACUCUACAAUUAAUUCAUAAUAACACGUUUAAACAUGAAACAUUUUGAUCACAACACAUUGAUAAACAUCUGAAAAAAAUAACGUGGUGAAUUCAGACGGUGGGUUCAAUAAUAUUCAGAAAGAAAGAAAAUAACAACAGCGCUACAAUGCAGAAACUGAAUGAAAAACUGGCAUCUAUGACCAUUAGUAAAUCUAAUUGUCCCAAAUGUGAUAAACCAAAGGUGCCUGAUGUUAACAACUUAACCAAGUAUCAAAGGAAAGUUUACAAUAAUAUACAUCAAUUUUUAAAAGAAAAUGAUAGAGGAGUUAUUACGAUCGAUACUCCAAGCGGUACUGGUAAAACGUUUCUUUUAUGCACUUUGGCCAAGGACUAUCAGAAGACAAUUAAAUUUAUUAUAUUCCGGAAAGACCAAGCGAGUAAAAUUUCGUUGUGGAACAUUCAGACUUAUACUUUCAUAUCUUUUAUUAUGCAUCAUUUCAAUCUAAAGUAUGAAAAUGCGAUUGAAAUGUUUCGAAUGUAUGAUAAAGAUAAUAUUACGGAACUUUAUAAGUUAAUCGUUUAUUCUAAAAAGUUUGUAGCUGAAAAUGCAUCUAUUAUUAUUUUAGACAUAUAUACUAUACCCUCACCAACAAUGUUGCUUUUAUUGUACAUAAUAUCGCUUCAACAUAAACUAUAUUUAAUUUUUGCUGGCAAUCGUACGCAGUUAGAUGCUAUCAAUAAAUCGGUAUUUCACAAGGAGAAUAAUUUUUAUAUUGUUCAAAUACUUAACGAUUUGACAAUAAAUAAGUUAGCUGAAAACAUACGAACAUGUGAUAAUAUACUUGAAAAUGAAAUAUCAUGUUUCCAUAAACGUUUGCUGCAAAUACAACCUGCUGGAAAUAUUCCAUUUUAUUAUGAUUUGCGUUAUUAUCUAUAUACUCUAUUUCGAUCGAAAUAUUUCACCGAAGAACGUUUCGAUACAAUUUAUAUUGCUCAAACUCAUCAGAAUAUUAGAAAGCGUUUAUAUCGCUUAAUUGACUAUUGUAAGUUAAGUAAAAAACCAUACUAUGAGGUACCAUUUUACUAUCAAAACAUAAAUGGCAUCAAAGAACCUCUUCCCAAAAAUCGGAACGGUAAAUUUUUCCCCACAUUGUUACUAGUAAAAGGAUACAAAUAUAUUUAUAUUGAUGAAAAAGGUGUUCAUCAUGUUGUUCUGCUGCAAAAUGUAUUUUUAUCCAAUUUUGAAGUCGGGUCUUUGGAAAUCCGUUUUAUAAAAGAUGCUCAGGUUAAGAAAAUUCAACGAAUCAAACUUAAUUAUUAUCAAAUUUUACCAGCCUAUCGUAAAUGGUUAAUGGACAAAAUUAAGUAUACAGACAACUUAUGGCAAUUUCCUUUACGUCCAUAUACGUUGACGUAUCAUGCUACUUUAGGACAAACACUCGAGAAAGAACAAGUAGAACUUAAUGCUGAUUGUCAUUAUGCUAAUUUCUUGUAUAUUGGUCUUUCUUGUAUACGCCAUAAAUCUGAUAUACAUAAAAUUCAUGAUCAAAACGUUGCAGGAUAUUUAGUAACGGAAUAUAUGGAAACUGUUCGAAAUGACACUACAUAUUAUUAUCGUUGUGAGAUUGAUACACGUGCAAUUUAUGAAUAUGUCACUAAUAAACAGCCAGUCAAAUAUAUAGAUAAUAUAGAGUGGACAACGGUGGACGACGUGAAAAUAUUUGAGAGCAAGCGGCCUACGUCCUGUUAUUGGCGUAUUAAACGUAGUAUCUAUGAAAAAUCCAACGAGAAAGUAGAUACAUCACUGAUGCAAGUUGCAAGAUUUGUCAAAGAAAAUCCAGAUGUGAUAAUUAAUGCGAUGAAAAUGGCACCUGCUAACGACCUAAUAAAUGAUAACGACCUAAUAAAUGAUAACAACAAUAAAAAGAAAAAAACGAAAAGACAAAAGAAUAAAGAGGAUAAAAAAUCCGAUGCAUACAAUUAUUUGAGAGAUCAGUAUGAUCAAUGGGUUGUUAAAAAUGAAAUCAAUUUACGUCAAUAAAUUUACGCACGAUAAAUUAAGGAAUUUAUACAUUUUUUAUAUUAUAUAUUAUUUUAAUAUACUUUUGUAAAAGUUUUUAUAAAUGUACACUAUUUUUUAUGUUGCU
Molecule: messenger RNA, 2654 nt
Organism: Frieseomelitta varia
Lineage: Eukaryota; Metazoa; Arthropoda; Insecta; Hymenoptera; Apidae
Gene: NaPi-T
Exons: 4
Coding region: 674-2548 (624 amino acids)
Molecular function (GO): hydrolase activity; DNA binding; ATP binding
Source: RefSeq, a predicted model, not a curated record